UGUGGUGAUCCAACUUGAAGUUUUGCCUCUAAAGCCAGAACAACAAAUCAGUUACGAAAUGAAGUUUCGUUUCGGUAUUAUCGUUUUCUCGGUCGUGGCUCUGGCGUUCGCCAUCGUCCAAGUCAACUCCGAGACCGUCGAAGCUGACAGCAUAGUCCGUCGCGAGGCUGAUCCUGGGGUGAAACCUAUACAACGAAAAAUGAAUAAAAAAAUGGGCAAAAGGAACGCUGACCCACGACCUCCUCCCAAACAGAUGGAAAGAUUGCGAGAAAUGCGAAAAGGCCGUGACGUCGAUCAAGCGAUUGACCAAAUGAAUUUUGAGGAAGCCAGUGCCGAAACGAUGGUCCGUCGAGAAGCUGAUCCCGGAAUGCUGUCAGCGCUACUGAGCUUAAUACCAGGCAUAGGCAAAUGAGACGCCGAUCCGGAAGCCGAUCCUGGACUUAAAAAGGAACUUUUGGGAUACCUUGGUAAAAAACUAAAAAAACUUCUGCCAUCUAAACACUGAGCAAAGUCCAGUCCAACGGGUUUUUACGACACGAGCGGAAAUCGACUACGAAUUGUCUCGUUCUCUGAUAAAAACAAUAGACCUAAUGACCCGAAUUGGACGAUAAACGACUCAUUCCUCAUAAAACUGACGACGAUUUCAUUAUAAAUUUAUUGAAUUAUUAAAUAAAAAUCACACGAACACGAAA
Venturia canescens is the source of this 692-nucleotide messenger RNA. RefSeq lists its product as uncharacterized. The record is from RefSeq and is a predicted model, not a curated record. Lineage: Eukaryota; Metazoa; Arthropoda; Insecta; Hymenoptera; Ichneumonidae. The coding region runs from base 59 to 412 and encodes 117 amino acids. The transcript has 4 exons.